CUGGGCCGCGCCAUGCCUAAGGAGGCGCCGCGAUGGGCCAAGGGGACGAAAGCGAGCGCAUCGUGAUCAACGUGGGCGGCACGCGCCACCAGACGUACCGCUCGACGCUGCGCACGCUGCCCGGCACGCGGCUCGCCUGGCUGGCGGAGCCCGACGCCCACAGCCACUUCGACUAUGACCCGCGCGCAGACGAGUUCUUUUUCGACCGCCACCCCGGCGUCUUCGCGCACAUCCUGAACUACUACCGCACGGGCAAGCUGCACUGCCCGGCCGACGUGUGCGGGCCACUCUACGAGGAGGAGCUGGCCUUCUGGGGCAUCGACGAGACCGACGUGGAGCCCUGCUGCUGGAUGACUUACCGCCAACACCGCGACGCCGAGGAGGCGCUGGACAGCUUCGGCGGCGCGCCCCUGGACAACAGCGCGGACGACGCGGACGCCGACGGCCCCGGCGACUCAGGCGACGGCGAGGACGAGUUGGAGAUGACCAAGCGCCUGGCGCUCAGCGACUCCCCAGACGGACGGCCUGGCGGCUUCUGGCGCCGCUGGCAGCCGCGCAUCUGGGCCCUCUUCGAGGACCCCUACUCAUCCCGCUACGCGAGGUAUGUGGCCUUUGCCUCCCUGUUCUUCAUCUUGGUCUCCAUCACCACCUUCUGCCUGGAGACCCACGAGCGCUUCAACCCCAUCGUGAACAAGACGGAGAUCGAGAACGUGCGGAACGGCACGCAAGUGCGCUACUACCGGGAGGCGGAGACAGAGGCCUUCCUCACCUACAUCGAGGGCGUCUGCGUGGUCUGGUUCACCUUUGAGUUCCUCAUGCGUGUGGUCUUCUGCCCCAACAAGGUGGAGUUCAUCAAGAACUCGCUCAACAUCAUCGACUUUGUAGCCAUCCUCCCUUUCUACCUGGAGGUGGGCCUGAGCGGCCUGUCUUCUAAGGCCGCCAAGGAUGUGCUGGGCUUCCUGCGCGUCGUCCGCUUCGUGCGUAUCCUGCGCAUCUUCAAGCUGACCCGCCACUUCGUGGGCCUGCGGGUCUUGGGCCACACUCUGCGAGCCAGCACCAAUGAGUUCUUACUGCUCAUCAUCUUCCUGGCUCUGGGUGUCCUGAUCUUCGCCACCAUGAUCUACUAUGCCGAGAGGAUAGGGGCGCAGCCCAAUGACCCCAGCGCCAGUGAGCAUACCCACUUUAAGAACAUCCCCAUCGGCUUCUGGUGGGCUGUGGUCACCAUGACAACGCUGGGCUACGGAGACAUGUACCCGCAGACGUGGUCCGGCAUGUUGGUGGGAGCGCUGUGUGCGCUGGCGGGUGUGCUGACCAUCGCCAUGCCUGUGCCCGUCAUCGUGAACAAUUUCGGGAUGUAUUACUCCUUAGCCAUGGCUAAGCAGAAACUACCAAAGAAAAAAAAGAAGCAUAUUCCGCGGCCACCGCAGCUGGGAUCUCCCAAUUAUUGUAAAUCUGUCGUAAACUCUCCACAUCACAGUACUCAGAGUGACACAUGCCCGCUGGCCCAGGAAGAAAUUUUAGAAAUUAACAGAGCAGAUUCCAAACUGAAUGGGGAGGUGGCGAAGGCCGCGCUGGCGAACGAAGACUGCCCCCACAUAGACCAGGCCCUCACUCCCGAUGAGGGCCUGCCUUUUACGCGCUCGGGCACCCGCGAGAGAUACGGACCCUGCUUCCUCUUAUCAACUGGGGAGUACGCGUGCCCACCUGGUGGAGGAGUGAGAAAGGAUCUUUGCAAAGAAAGCCCUGUCAUUGCUAAGUAUAUGCCGACAGAGGCUGUGAGAGUGACUUGACCAGGCGACUUGGCCCAGGACACUGGUGGCUAUUAAGCAUCUGGGUGGACCUGCAGCCCCUCCUCGCCCUCGGACAGAGUAAAUUCACGCCAUGCAGGUUUGCCGGACGAGUCCGAGUGGCCCAGGCCUUGUACUAGGACGGACGUAGCUUUUCUACGGCCAAAUGGUAACUGACCGUAGAGGAUUUCUUUUCCUUCUUUUCCUUUUUUUUUUAAAAAAAAAAACAACUUUUAAUUUAUUCGGGGAGGGGGUGGGAUGGAGGGGUUCCUUAGCAUGACUUGCAUGAAGUUCAACAGAAAACCCAGCAAUCCAAACCCACGAACCCCCCCCCGCAACUGUAUGAUUACCCUAAACCAUGACAACAAUGAAGAAAAACAAGCAAGAGUCCUCUAUUUUCUUUCAAAGCUCUUUCCUUUUAUACAUGUUGUUGGAGCCAAACUGUAAAUGCGUUCGGUAGAAACCUGUACUUUUUUUUGGGGGGAGGGGAAUGAGCGGGGUGGGGGAAGGAGUGGAAAUGAGUAAUGGAUUGCUUCCCUUUUGUACAUGGAGAUCUAGAGUAAAGGUUCCCAAAAGGACAGUCGGUCAGUCAUUGGUCAUAUUGACCUCACCUUCAUAGUUCAUCUCUCACAUGGAAACUGAAAACUUUGCUCCAAAUAGAAUUAUGGAAACGCACUGCCGCCUUCUUCCCUCUCUUUGGCAUGCUUGCGACCCAGCGGACGUCUUCCCAAGACCCCUGACAGCGGCUAGUCUAGGUCGAUUCAAUCAUCUUAGCAGUGUGUAGAUUCAGUGUGACCAACUUUCAUAACAAAGUGUUCAUAGUAGAUAAUCAACACCGUAUGGAUUUUUCAAGUGUUCUUUCAGAGCACCAAAAAAGAUCAGGACUGUGGGAGGGCCAGUCCUCCUCCACCUUUAUCAAGGCACAACCCGGCAUUGUAUGCAAUUUAGUACUUCAGAGUUUAAAAAAAACAACAAAAAAAAAACAAAAAAAACUGCAUGCCCAAUGUUAUGCAAAGCGAUUCUAGCAUGAAAUAAAUUUUGUAUCAUGGUUUCUGUAUAGUCUAAAGCAGAUUUGUUUUCCUGAAGCAAUCGGAGGUUUGCAGAGACGCACUUCUGCAUCUCGAAUAAAUAUAGUAUUUUCCCAACAGAAACAGAGGACAGUAGCUUGGCUUUGGUCUGAUUCUAAAAUUAGUGGUGGGGUGGGGGGUGGGGAAGGAUGAUAUUUUUGAAAAACACAUGCUUGAAUUGAAAAAAAAUGCAACAUCUCAAGCUCUCAUUACAGCUCGCAACAUUCCUGGAAAGAGAGAAAUGCUGCUUUAGUUCAGCACCCUCCCCUCCCUGGGCCCUGGCCCUUGAUAAUAAAAAGCUGACUUUGGACAUAAA
Odocoileus virginianus texanus is the source of this 3170-nucleotide messenger RNA. It is a transcript of the gene KCNC1, whose product is annotated as potassium voltage-gated channel subfamily C member 1. Gene Ontology annotation, biological process: potassium ion transmembrane transport; protein homooligomerization. The record is from RefSeq and is a predicted model, not a curated record. Gene Ontology annotation, cellular component: voltage-gated potassium channel complex; neuronal cell body membrane; axon terminus. NCBI's taxonomy places the organism in Eukaryota, Metazoa, Chordata, Mammalia, Artiodactyla, Cervidae. Gene Ontology annotation, molecular function: delayed rectifier potassium channel activity; protein binding.